Melampsora larici-populina 98AG31 is the source of this 1109-nucleotide messenger RNA. RefSeq lists its product as uncharacterized. Gene Ontology annotation, cellular component: mediator complex; core mediator complex. Gene Ontology annotation, molecular function: transcription coregulator activity. The coding region runs from base 50 to 889 and encodes 279 amino acids. The transcript has 3 exons. The record is from RefSeq and is a predicted model, not a curated record. Gene Ontology annotation, biological process: regulation of transcription by RNA polymerase II. Lineage: Eukaryota; Fungi; Basidiomycota; Pucciniomycetes; Pucciniales; Melampsoraceae.
AAAAGUUUGUAGAGUAAACCGACACUUGGAACAAAACGAUACAAGAAUCAUGGAAACAACUGAAACCAAUUCAUCUUUCUUUCCAGCACCACCUACAAGAUAUUUACAAUUCACUAAACCGAACUUAACGAUAGCCAAAUCGAUUCAAUCAAAAACCAAACCAAAUGAAUUACAAUUUGAUUCAGAUUUACAAAAAAGAUUAAUUAAAGAAAGUUUAAAAGAUUUAAAAGAUAUAGAAGAGAUAGAUGAAGAAGAAAUUGAAAGAAUUAAUGAAAUCGAUUUAAGAACGUUAUUGGAACCACCUAAUUUAGAUUUGAUUAAAGAAAGAGGCGGUUGGAGUUCGUUUGGUGAUUGGGAACCUUGGCCUGGUAAAUCUUCUAGAGCUAUGUUAGAAGGUAUGCCAAAGUUAUAUGAAGAAAAGAUGGAACGUAAAGAUGCCUUACAAGCACUUUUGAAUACGUUGAUUUAUUCAUACUUGAAACUUUUAAAUCAAUUAGGACAUCAAGGACCUCCAUCACUUUCGAAUCAUUCAAAUCAAGUUUCAAAUACCGAUCAAAUCAUCUCUCAUAUCGAAUUAACUUCAUUUAAUAUGCAUGGAUUGUGUAAUGAACUUAGACCUAGACAAGCACGUGAAACUUUAAAGUUAAUGAUGAAAGAACAAGCAAAGGAGAAAAGAGAAAAAGCUAGAUUGGUUUUGAAGACUUGUGAAGAUCUUAAGAAUGAUUUAAUUGGUUUGAAAAAUCAUUCUGGUUCAUUUGAUGAUCCGAUUCAAAACAUUCAAUCUAAUGAAACCUUUGAUGAUUCUAUGAAAGAAACUGAUGAAAAGACUUUAUUGAAAGAAAAACAACAAGAUUGGAAUGCAUUAUUAUCUGUUGUUGAUGAUUUAUAAACAUCACCUUUUUUGUUUUUCAUCUCUUGUUUUUCAUCUGUUGGUUAUGAUUUCUUUGAUUGUGCUUGAUCUUUGUAGUUUUUAUGGGUUACAUAUGUGAAAGAAAUCGGUUUUCUUUAGUUUAGAAAACGUGUUUUGAUUUGAGAUAGUUUUGUAAAGAAAAGGUCUUGAUUAGUUUUGUAUAGUUGUAUGUAGUCAUGAUUUUCAAGUGAACUUGUUU